UCUAUCUCGACCGCUGAAAUUUCUACAACACGGCCAUACAAUUUGACCUCCAGUGCUGAUUCUAUCUUUGGAGUCGAGUCGUAGAGCAAAACUCAGACAUCUCGGACUCAGUUGCCAGUUGACAUGAAGGGCGUGCACAGUUGCAGAGUAGCAACUAUGAGUACGCUACAUUUACAAAUUUGCCAUCACUCCGCUUCUCUCCCGAUUCGUUUACAUUUCUCGUUUAGUCUUCCCGGGCUGAAACACCACCAAUCACCUCUUCUUGGUUUCUCUCUUCCUCCAAGUCUACGUCGCAGCAGUGUCUCCUCCUCCUUUACCAACUCUCGUAUCGUUGGACCUGUAAAAGCCUCAGCAAUGGUGUCUACACCUUCGACAGAGACCAAAGCCUUCUCUGUUCUCUUUGUCUGUCUUGGCAAUAUCUGUAGAAGCCCAGCUGCGGAGGGUGUCUUCAGAGAUAUCGUCAAGAAACGGGGAAUCGAUUCCAAGUUCAACAUCGACUCUGCUGGAACGAUCAACUACCAUGAAGGCAACCUAGCGGAUCCUCGGAUGCGGUCAGCCUCUAAAAGGCGCGGGAUUGAGAUAAUGUCCAUCUCAAGGCCGAUACGGCCGUCUGAUUUCAGAGACUUCGACCUCAUCCUUGCUAUGGACAAGCAAAAUAGAGAGGAUAUACUGGAGGCAUUUAAUCGGUGGAAAUUCAAGGAACCACUUCCAGACAAUGCCCAUAAGAAGGUUAGAUUGAUGUGCUCUUACUGUAAGAAGCAUGAUGAAACCGAAGUUCCAGAUCCUUACUACGGGGGACCUCAAGGUUUUGAGAAGGUAUUGGAUUUACUCGAAGAUGCUUGUGAAUCAUUAUUAGACAGUAUCCUGGCAGAGAACAGUCAUAUAUCGGCUUCAUAGCUCUGACCAAAAAUUUAAGAGAGCCAUUACCGGCGGUUGGUUUCGGCUAUGUAGGGCCAUGGGAAGGAUAGACUGGUAUGGACCCAAAGAACUUGUGUAUCCAAUUCUAACUUGGGAGUCUCAAUACCGGUUUGGCCUAUUGGAACUCUUUGACGUUUUGAGUACACUAAUUUGGACCACUUGAAAGCCGUGAGCUGUGGUUUAUAUUUUAUUAACUCAAAAUGGAAAUCCAACUUUGGACUAUUUUUUUAAAUAUUCAAUGAUUCAUGUUGCAGACUUUGAUGUAGAGAAAGAAUGAACAACUGGAAAGCUACAAACUAUAAUUUCAUGUUUGAACUGAAGUCUUCAUACAA
Messenger RNA from Nelumbo nucifera (sacred lotus), 1250 nucleotides. RefSeq lists its product as uncharacterized. Gene Ontology annotation, molecular function: protein tyrosine phosphatase activity. Gene Ontology annotation, biological process: protein dephosphorylation. The record is from RefSeq and is a predicted model, not a curated record. Lineage: Eukaryota; Viridiplantae; Streptophyta; Magnoliopsida; Proteales; Nelumbonaceae.